Molecule: messenger RNA, 801 nt
Organism: Geodia barretti
Lineage: Eukaryota; Metazoa; Porifera; Demospongiae; Tetractinellida; Geodiidae
Source: the annotation of a GenBank genome assembly
AUGCUGGGUUACACAGUUUUCCAAAAGAUUCUUCCACCGUCAUUGAUUCGGGAUCUGCGGCAAGCCAGUGACAGGGCGAAAGCAAUUGCCCGUGAGCAAAGCGGUCCUCAAGUGCAGCGCCUCCAACCUGUUGUAAGCUACGACCUUGACCAGCAGCCCUUCAUUGACUACGCCAAUCUACCGCCACUAGUUGAUGCCAUUGCCAAGGUACUAACGCCGCGCCAUCGUCAUGGCGAUCGAGACCACUUCGGUAUUCUGUUUGAACCUGCGGAUAUGCCAUACUGCACGCCAUGGCAUCGAGACUGGCGUGAUAAUGCCGCAGGCUUACCGCUCUCAAUGUGGGAUGAAGUGUUCAGCGACAUUAACCAUUUCAAUCAGAUUAACUGCGCCUUGUAUGAAGACAGUUCGACAUGGUUUGUUCUGGGUAGCCAUCUGAGGCGAGACUUACCAGCAGAAAUUGAACGCUUCCCGGAUCGACCGAUACCGAGCGUGGACCUUGAUGGCAAGUCCGCUGAAGAGCGGGAACCACUCUGCCUCGAAUACUGUCGCAGUAUGCCCGGGGCGGUACAGUUGCAUCUAGAAGCGGGAGAUUUCGCGCUCUACCGAAAUACACUCUGGCAUCUGGGCAACUACGUUCCCUAUCGCAAACGGGCAACGUUACAUGACAGUGCUUGGACGCCUGAGUUUGAGGCAUGGUACAAGAAAGCGCGAACCGAAUCGAGCAAACGGCGUGAAGCUGGAUUCGGUAUGGAAAAUCCAAAUCUCAACGCUACCAAUAAAGCGGCAUCAACACCCGUUUAA